Messenger RNA from Drosophila simulans, 363 nucleotides. RefSeq lists its product as uncharacterized. Lineage: Eukaryota; Metazoa; Arthropoda; Insecta; Diptera; Drosophilidae. The record is from RefSeq and is a predicted model, not a curated record.
AUGAGCAAAGCUUCCAGCUACAGAGAUGCCCAUUCACAGGUAGCACUCUACAAGAUGAACCCGACAGGCCAGUGCAACCAGGCCAUAUCAUUCACACCGCUUGAAUCGCAGACGAACGUAAAUGAUUUCGAUUUCGGGAGCAACCACAGGCGAAGCCACCAAAUGAGCUACGGUUUCAUUCCGCUGAAUUCCUUUGGCCAGCUUUUGUUGUUGCUGCAGGAAGAGCCGAGAGGAUCAUCUUUAUGGAAAACAACCAGCACAAAACGACGAGAAGGACGCAAAAAUCAUAAAGUGGUUUUGAACAAGUUCAAAAAGCGCAUAGGGAAAAGGAAGGCAAAAGCUCAGAACCAAUCUCAUUCAUAG